AUCUUUACUAGGAUAGUAUUUGGUGAUGAUAUAAUUGCGUUUCUUUGCAGUGGUGCUCAUUUAACAACCCCAUGUAAGAUUUGCGUACUUGUAUCUUAUUUAGUUAACCCGCAGCUGAUUAGUCUCCCUCAUGUUCCUUUAUUAUGUUCUCCCUCCAUGUCUCGUGUAACCGUGCGCGCCUCCCGAAUAAAAUCAAGUCCCUCCCAGACAAGCUGCUGCUCCUCAGUAAGGCUGUUGUGCUCGUGCAGCUCUGUGGCUCGAUUCGUUCCGUCAGGUAUAAAUUAAUCUCCAUCCAGCACAUGUUUUCCCUCUAACAGGAAAGCUUUUGGAAAACAGCAUCAGCCUAAUAUUGCCCGAUUUAUUGCACAUUUCGAAAUGAGCGCGUCGACGUGUGAAAGACUGGACCAAGAAGAGUUACGCACGAGUUAAAGCCAUCACCGUUGUACCUGUUCAGGAUGAAGGUGACCCUCGGCUCUCUGGUGAUCACAGCCGGCAUCUGCGGUCUUCUGAGCUUCGCUUUGUUGGCCACUUCCCUCGGAACCGAGUACUGGUACAUCAUAGAGAUGAAUCCUAUGAACGUGAGCGACUUUGACGACCUGAGCUCCCACUCGGGACUGUGGAACACCCACGAAGGUGGGAAGAUGAGCGUCGACUCUUUUGACUCCUUCACAGCUGACAGCUCCAUGUACUCUGAGACUGAGCUGCACAUGCUGAGCAUGCACAGGGCGAUAGUGGUGAUGCUCGCCUUCAGCCUGGUCCUGUUGCUGAUUGGGGGCAUCUGUGGAUUGGUCAGCUCCCUGGCUCGGAGCCCCGUCCUCCUCACCGGCACGGCCUCCUACUUCUUCAUCUGCAGUCUGAUGACCCUGUGUGGUGUGAGCCUCUACAUGAUCUACUCGUACCAGGCUCUGGCUGAGACGGAGAGGCUGGUGGGGGCCGAGGUUCUGGCCUAUGUUCACACCUCCUUCGGUUGGUCUCUGGUUAUGGCCUGGCUCUCCUACGUCCUGGAGCUCCUCACCGGCGUACUGCUGCUUGUGACUGCACGAAUGGCCAAGCUGCAGUGCAUGGGUCCCACCAUGGCCUGAGACGAGCCUCCACAGUGGAGCCAACACGGAGACUGAACUGUACUCAAUGUGUUGCACAAUAGCCGGACACUAUUAAGGCUUUCACAAAACACGAAUGUUGAACUAAAGAUGUGUUUUGACUGUUUAAAAAGAGUGUUUAAUACGUUUAAUGUCCCUAAACCUGCUUCAGUUUGGCGAUCUUGUGAUUUACAGUCAGUGCCGUGAUGGACUACUUUUGAGUUCAAUUGAAUCAAGUGCGCCCUCUCGUGGUCAGAUUUGAAGUGGCUCCUUAUAUCCAAUGCCUCUGGCCAUGCUUAAUCAUACUGUGGAAAUGUGAUAAGAGCCAAACUUAACUGAGAAGUUCACCAUUUGAAAUCCUUCCAUGCUACUUUAAAUCUAUAGCUACGUUUUUUUAUUCUCACAACAUUUUUAAUCAUGCUGAUCAGUUUGAUGUAAGCUCUAUAUGUUUGUUAUUUAUAUAAGUGCUGUUUAUAUAUCAUGACUUGUAAGUUACAUGUUUUCCUACUGAAUGUGUGUAAUAAAUGUUUCAUGUGACUGCA
Messenger RNA from Cottoperca gobio, 1621 nucleotides. It is a transcript of the gene tmem235b, whose product is annotated as transmembrane protein 235b. Gene Ontology annotation, cellular component: apical plasma membrane. The record is from RefSeq and is a predicted model, not a curated record. The transcript is spliced from 4 exons. NCBI's taxonomy places the organism in Eukaryota, Metazoa, Chordata, Actinopteri, Perciformes, Bovichtidae. The coding region runs from base 456 to 1082 and encodes 208 amino acids.